Ramularia collo-cygni is the source of this 1224-nucleotide messenger RNA. RefSeq lists its product as uncharacterized. NCBI's taxonomy places the organism in Eukaryota, Fungi, Ascomycota, Dothideomycetes, Mycosphaerellales, Mycosphaerellaceae. The coding region runs from base 1 to 1224 and encodes 407 amino acids. The record is from RefSeq and is a predicted model, not a curated record. The transcript has 3 exons. Gene Ontology annotation, cellular component: GID complex; extrinsic component of membrane. Gene Ontology annotation, biological process: protein catabolic process in the vacuole; proteasome-mediated ubiquitin-dependent protein catabolic process; negative regulation of gluconeogenesis.
AUGCCGACUCCCAACGAUGAAGAGCCCGCGACGACGACAUCAUCCACCACCACCACCACCACCGGUGUAGUGCCCAUGUUGGUGUUGGAUAUGGCGGCGUCGAUGAGGGGAGCAGGAACUUUUGCUAGUUGUCCGCCGGAGGAGGGGAGAGGGGAGGAAGCACCGUCUGGUCCAGAGCAGGAGGUGGAGGUGGAGAUGGCUGCUAUGGGAGGUGCUCGGGAGGAGGGGGAUGUUGUGUCGAUAGUGGCUGGAGGGGAUGAGRGGAUGUUGGCUGGAGAGGAGGAGGGCAAUUUGGCUGGAGAGGAUGAGGGGAGAAUACCGGAAGAUGGUGAAGGGAAGAUUGAGAGCGAGUCCCAUCUGGGAGGGCAGACGACGACCCCGACAACAACCACAACAACACAUGGCACGAUAGCGGACCUAAGUUCUUCACCUCCUCCACCCACCCCGAGUCAUGGUGAAAGAGAGGGAGAACGGCGGGAGAGGGAGAGGGAUGUGAGAUUGGCGCAAUCCAUGGCCUCGGCGACCAUCACAUCCUCCGAGGAACAGACACCCGGCGCGAGUUAUCUACAUUUCCCCGAGCUGGAUCGAGAUCGGCAAACCUCGUACAACUCCACCACCUCUUUCCUGCGUCCGGGAAGUAAAUUCCGAGGCACGCAACAAUCCGAUCGCCAAGUCUACGACGUGCAAGUAGAAAUCAAAGAUGUAGACAUGGCGGAAUCCUUCCUCUGCGGCUACUUGCGUAUCCAAGGCCUCACAGACGACCACCCCACCCUAACCACCUUCUUCCAAGGCGAAAUCAUCGGCCCCAAAUACCUCUUCCGCACCGACCAUCCCUCCUGGGGCUCCUCAGAAAAAGUCGACAUGCAACACUGGGCCCGCUUCCCCGCCUGGCGUCCCCUAGCCAAAUCCGCUCUCCAACCCCAUCCUCCCUCCUCACAACAAAGCGGAGGAGGUAUGGCGGCAAAUUCGGCGGCCUCGAUGAUGAACCGCUUCGAACAACGCGAACACCUCUUCAURCGUUGGAAGGAGUAUUUUCUCGUCCCGGACCAUCGCGUCAAGACGAUUACGGGUGCGAGUUUCGAGGGGUUUUAUUAUAUUUGUUUCAAUCAGUGUAGUGGUACCGUCAGUGGGAUUUAUUUCCAUGCUAAGAGUGAGAAGUUUCAGCAGUUGGAGUUGAGGCAUGUGGAGGAUCGGGGGUGUAUGCCUGCUGUGGAGUUUCGGUGA